GUUCAGCUCGUUUAAGAGUAAUUCGGAAGAAAAGCAAGAGAGAGAUGGAAAAAGUUGAAGCAAUGACCCCCGUCGGCAAUACUGUGCCAGGUGCUACUCUCCCUUCUCCCAAGUCUACAAAAAUAGACGAGUUUCAACUAAAUACGUACGUAGGAAAUAUAAUCCAAGUGGCCGCGUCAAGUUUACGCGAUGUUGUAAUCAGGGUGCCAUGCACCACUGAAGGGUCAAGGAAAGAUCUUAGUGAUGGCAGCACAACAACUUUAUAUGGUUCCCUGAUUUUAACCCCAUCCUUUGAUAAGGUGAAUGGAAGCGAGAGUCCUUCCAUAGUCUCUGAGCCUGAAAGUAGCUUCAGUGCGAGCUCCAGAGGAACUCCAGUUCAUUCCGAGAGAUUUAUGGCAUCACCAGCACCUGAUGCUCCCCGUCAAGAAGUGCCUGUUCAAGAGAGCUCUGCAGAUCCCCCUAUUGCUUCUUCAGCUCAGGCCCCUUCAUCGCCUGGGUUUCAGCAAAAGAAGAUUAAAUCUCGCUGGUUCAAACGGCGACGAAAGUCUUCAGCAGUUGCACCAUUAACAGAGGACAUUGAGAAAGGCCCACAGCCUCGGGUGGCUUUUGAACACUUUAAUGUUACCUGCAAGGAAAGUGACAUCAAUGGGUUUUUCACAAAAAGUGAACACCUUGAUGAAUCUGGAAAUGAAGUUUUCCUGUUGAACACGGAGAAGGUCCCUAUGGUUUCAAAACUGUUCCAAGGGUCAAAAUCAAAGGCACUCAUCAAUGAUCUCUGCUCAAAUGUUGAGGAGUACAUCAAGAACAAUUUCUUCACGGACAAGUUCACAGUUGUUAUUCAUGGAGGGGAUGAUGGUGCAAAGCUUUGUUCAAUUCAUUUGGCAAAGAAAUUUUAUAAAUUGCUCAAAAACAGGUUCACGGAGGGAUUGAACUACUGCAUCAUUUUAAGGGGAAAAUUCUCGCUGAAAGCUGUUUUCAAGCUUUCAAAACCAUUUAUUCCGAAUGAUUUCAAGCAAAAGAUUUCACUGGUUAAUGAUGUUCGUGAACUUGUUGUGUUCCAUGGUAUCCCAGAUACAAUUCUGCAAUAUGCUUAAUUUUUAUUACAUAACUACAGAUACCAUGUUAGGGUUGGGGGGGGGGGGAAUGUUUCUUGUCUUUCUUUGUAAAUAUUUUGUAAACAGUCACAUUCAAGAACUCUCUUUGAUUUCUUGUCUACUUUAUUAUACCAUGUCAGGGACAGGGGGGGAGUGGUUCUUUUCAUUUCACAUAUUCAACAAAUUUCUGAAAAUUCUAUCAUUACCAAUGUUGCAUGCAGCCCAUGGCAGAGUAGUUGUCAAGAUGUUGCACUGCUGUCACAUGCACAAUUGGUGCUUGUUGAUAUACUUAGUCUAGUAGGUUGUACGUUAGAGGUCAUCAAGAUUUCUCAGUGUCAUUGUUUGGCCUAAUAGGAUCAUGUCAGGUUUGCUCCGCAUGCUGCAAGACAAAACACCCAAAAGCUGACUAAAACCUAGUCACUGACUUAUUCUCUUGACGAUACAUUUUAGGUGCAUUUUUUAGGAUUUUCAAAUUUUAGGGCUUUUUUAGGAUUUUCAAAUUUCGGUUUUUUUUUUUUCAAAUGUAUCUUGAAGAGAAUAAGUCUUGACUAGGUAUUAGUUAGCUUUAUUUACCUUGAAGAUGUAAGCUUCUGAGCAUUUUUUUUUUCCACAUGGAGGCAUGCAUUUGAGGCAGGAACAAGGUUCACUGUGUUCUUACUAAGACAUUCAUAAUGGAUAAGAUGCUUUCCAUAUCAGUCAUCUUUUUUAGUGCUAAAUGUGACAGCAACCGAAUACUGUGCAGCAAGCAGACUGUUAUAAUUUUUUUAUAACUAACUACUAUCACAAGUUGGGCAUUUAUUUGUUUCUGUAAACUAAAAGAUGAAAAUAAAAAAAAAUGGGAUUAUUA
Molecule: messenger RNA, 1941 nt
Organism: Stylophora pistillata
Lineage: Eukaryota; Metazoa; Cnidaria; Anthozoa; Scleractinia; Pocilloporidae
Source: RefSeq, a predicted model, not a curated record